AUGGUCGCCAUGGACAACAGCGGCAACGGCACGCUUCGUGUCCCCGGUUUCGGCUCCAUCCCCCUGGACUACGAGCUGCCGUCGGACGCCCGCUUUGCCCACGGUAUCCAGGAGUGGCGUCAAGCUCCCGCCGUCACGGCGCGCGAGCUGGCGAUGGUGUCAGUGAUGAAUCGUCUGACCGACCUCCCGAACUGGUAUAUCGAGGUUUUUGAUGAUGCGAUCGUCGCAUGCUGGCGGCAAAAUCCCGACGUGGCCUCGAUCGCCACGAAUCCACUGUUGAGUGACCGGGCUUGGGAUUGGUGCUUGCAGGAGCUGCGUGACAAAGCCGAAGAAUACCAGCGCCAAAGACAUAUCCGGGUCCUUGAUACCGGGUCUUGUAUUUGUAAGUCUGACGAUGUUCCUGGGCUCCAAAACAGCACAGGAGGGCUGGCAGAUGAAAUCCGAUCUGCGGCGAAGAUAGUGCUUCAGAAAUGGAGCCAGCUCGGUUUGCUGGAUUGGCGCUCGAAACAAAGAUUGUCCAUUGUCGAUCCAAUGCUAUUUCCGCUAGUGUACGGGCGGAGUUUGGUCCUGACGGAUGGAGGUCGAGUGGAGUUAGAGGAUGUUUUGGGCGCAUAUUCAGGUGCGACCAGAAUCGCCCCAAUGCACGUUGAUUUGAGGACCGACGCGGCGGAUGUGCAGAAGCGUAUUGAGGAGGCGCAGCAUCUGCAUCUUGGUGUGCAUUCCGACACAGAAACAAGCCACCAUUAUCGAUGGAGCGCAAAUUAUCAGGCUCUACCUUGUGAGGUGGAGUUUGUCGGGGGUAAAGGAUCGACGCAGGUGCGCAUUACCUCUUACAUCAACAAUUUGCACCCGACACACCGGGACCUCUACCGUGCGAUUGAGACGCUGGUGAGCCGGGCAAUUCCGUUGUGGAAUGACUGUCUGGUGCAGGGCCAGCGCGGCUGGAAUGAUAUCCUGAAUCAAGGCCAGCUAGGGCCGGUCCCACUGCGUAUCAUCACGUAUGGAGCGGAGUGGGAGAAUGAGCUCCCCGAAUGGCUACUCGCCUUCCGAGUUCCUCAUAAGGUUAAGAAGAGACGGUACCGUGAAUCGCGGGAAGUGCUCCUGAGGAGCGAGAGAGAUACAACAGACGAGGGCCGGAGAAGAUACCGAGAGGCGCAAGAAAUGCUCGAAGGACUUGCUGACGUUGAGGGAAACGAAGACAAGGAGCUACCACCUCCAGAUUCCAACCUCUGGCAACACGCGAAAGAAUAUCUUCAUCUCCCAGAAGAUAGGUCGGCCACUCCCGUUCCAGUGCCAGACGACUGGCAGCAAUCUCCCUGGUGGCAUAUCGAACGCAAGUUGCGGCGAUUGCUGCACUUCCGCCAUCCGGAACCUGGGACCUCGUUUUCCUACAAUGAAUGGAAGACGGGGCGUCAUCAUGAAAAGGCCGUGGUUGAUAUGGUCCGCGAGCGGAAAGAUUGGCACCAUAUGCCCUACAAGCCAGUCACGCCCCCCCAUAAGUACUAUACCAUCCGGCUCCAGGAUACGUUCCGCGAGCAUGGGUUACAAGUUAUCGUGAAAAUGGAGAAUAUCGAACUCACUCCAGAUAGUGGGAAUUACAAAGGAACGGACUGGCGGAUGGAGGGCCAGCUCAAUGAGCACCUCGUAGCAGCGGCUGUGUUUGCAUAUGAUGUGGUGAAUAUCACCGAACCCCGGAUCGCCUUUCGUCAGAACACCAAGCUAGAUGAAAGCUUCUACCGAUACAGAGAGGACCGAGAGCAAGGGCAGAGGGAGAACCCUCACCGAGCCGUGCCAGCGCGACGAUGUGGCAAAAACUUCUCGACAGAAUUCGCAGCAGUCGCGGAGAUUCUGGGGUUCUCGACUAUCGACCUGGAUUAUGAUAACCACGCAGCAAGAACCUGGCAGGACAAAGGUACGGUCAGGGUCUCACAGGGGCGCUUGGUCACAUUCCCCAACCUCUUAGAGCACCGUUACGAGCCCUUUGCCCUGGCCGAUCCUAGUCGGCCAGGAUGUUUUCGCUCCAUCGCGCUGUACCUGGUUGAUCCUCACUAUCGCGUGUGCUCCACCCGCAACGUGCCACCACAGCAACAUCACUGGUGGACACAGGCUAUCAGUCAUGAUCUGGCCGCGGCCGGAUUGCCGCAAGAGAUCAUCGACGAGAUCAUUCAAGGCACCGACAGCUGGCCCAUGGGGUUGCCUGAAGUCCGACGGCACCGGCGUGAAUUCUUGAAAGAGCACCGUUGGAACGAUCUUGUCCGGAUCAAUUCCAUGCGUCAUCCGUACUUUAACUGUUAA
Molecule: messenger RNA, 2295 nt
Organism: Aspergillus lentulus
Lineage: Eukaryota; Fungi; Ascomycota; Eurotiomycetes; Eurotiales; Aspergillaceae
Product: DUF4246 domain-containing protein
Source: RefSeq, a predicted model, not a curated record